CCCGCCCCUGGCCCCAGCGGCAGAGGCGCGAUGGCUGACCGUCGCAGCCCUGCUGAGGCGCCCAGCCCGAGGAGCUCUCCCCGGCAGGAGCCCCGCGUCUCGCACACGGCGGCGCAGGGUGGUGUCGGUGUGGGCGAGACCCCGCGGACGGCGGCGCUGGCGCUGCGCUUCGACAAGCCCAUCAAGCAGGCCUUCUACAACACGGGCGCCGUGCUGUUCGUGUGUUUGUGCUGCGGCGCCGCGGUGCUCGUGUACUUCAUCCUCGAGGCCUUCCUGCGGCCGCUACUCUGGGCCGUACUGUGCGGCACUUUCCUGCACCCGUUCAAGAGCUCGCUCACGCGCCUGGGCCGCCACUGGCUGCGGCGCCUGCACCGCGCGCACACGCCCAUCGUGCUGGCCGCGCUGCUGUUGCCGCUCUGCUUCGCCGACUACAGCGUCGAGGCCCUGGGCGAGCAGGCGCUGCGCCGCCGCCGUCUGCUGCUGCUGUUGGGCGCCGGCGGCCCGCUGCUCUACGGCCUCUACUGCUUGGGCAGCUACCUGGGCGUACAGGUGCUGCUGGCGCACGCGGGCGCGCUCAUCUGCCGGGGCCUCGACUACUUCAGCAGCCUGUGGAUCUGGACGUUGGUAGUUGGCUAUGUGUUGACUGUUUCCUUCAAGUGGAAUUCAAGCACUGAACGAUACUUGAGAGCAAUUUCAAUUCCUGUGUGGAUGAUACUGCUUUUUCACUUAGCAUCGCUUGCUGGCUCCUGGAGAAUUCCAGUAUUCCUGGUUAUUGUUUUCCUGAUGUCUGUGGGCACCCUCUAUGAGAAACAGAAUGGGAAAGAGUCUACUGGGGCAGAAUUACCUGGGCAAGUGAUCUCCAUGGCAGCUUCUACUCUGGCAAACUUGGCUAUCUCCAUCACAGGGUAUGAAUCUAGCAGUGAAGACCAGCCCUCUCCUCGGCCUGCAGAACCCACAGACAGGGGAGAACCACCUCCAACAGUGUCUGCCUCAUCUUCAUCCUCCUCUCAUUCCUCACCCUCCUCUCCUUCACCCACUCUGGGCAGACAGAGGCCUGAGAUGGGAACAUUUCUCAGAAAGAAGAAAACUAGUGACAUCUACUUUGUGUGUCUUGUGUGGGCCAUCAUUGCUGUCCAGGUCUGGCUGAACUUGUGGAUUGUGCAGCUGUUGCCGGUGCCCGUUGCAGUCUGGAUAAUCAAAAAGCUUGUGAUUCACUUUGGAGUGGUGGACUUCCUGCAGAAACGCUGUCGUGUGUGGUGGCAGGUUAUCGAAUGCUUCCUGAAGGAGCGGCAGGAGGCUUUAGCACCAUGGCCAAUUAUCGGGCUUGGAAAGUUCUUACUAAAAGUUGAUAGCAAGCUCUGGCACUGGCUAAAUAAGAAGAUGAUCAUCUGGUUGGAGAAGAUGUUAGAUAAAAUUAUUAGCAUUUUCAUCAUAUUUUUGCUAGUAAUAGGAACCCUUCUUUUAGCUCUUCUCCUGACUGCAAAGGUACAUCAAGAGAGUGUACACAUGAUUGAAGUCACAAGUAAUUUGAUUAAUGAAACUCUAGCAAAUCACCCAGAGUGGGCAAAUUGGCUUCCUGAGGCUCAGGUGGUUCAAAGAGCCCUAAAUUCUGCAGCUAAUAAUGUAUAUCAGUAUGGACGGGAAUGGAUAACACACAAGCUUCAUAAAAUUCUAGGAGAUAAGGUGAACAAUACUGCCAUGAUUGAGAAGCAGGUGCUGGAGCUCUGGGACAGGCUGUAUCAUUCUUGGUUUGUAAAGAACAUAACACAUGCUGGAAGGCACAAAGGGCACAAGAUGCAUGUGAAUCGUCAGAACAGCUGGCUGGGAGACAUUCUGGACUGGCAGGAUAUUGCCUCCUUCGUUCACGAGAACAUUGAGACAUUUCUUUCGAUCUUGGAGUCCCUGUGGAUUGUGAUGAGCCGGAACGUGAGCCUGCUGUUUACCACCGUCACCACACUGCUGACCAUCCUCUUUUACAGUGGCACUGCCCUUCUCAACUUUGUGCUCUCCCUGAUAAUUUUCCUGACCACACUGUUUUAUCUGUUAAGUUCCAGUGAUGAGUACUACAAGCCAGUGAAGUGGGUGAUAAGCCUGACACCACUGUCUCAGCCAGGCCCUUCUUCCAAUAUCAUUGGCCAGUCUGUGGAAGAAGCUAUCAGAGGGGUGUUUGAUGCUUCCCUCAAAAUGGCUGGCUUCUAUGGAUUGUACACCUGGCUGACUCACACUAUAUUUGGCAUCAAUAUUGUCUUCAUACCAUCAGCUUUAGCAGCAAUCCUUGGAGCGGUGCCGUUUCUGGGAACAUACUGGGCAGCAGUACCUGCAGUUCUGGACCUGUGGCUGACACAAGGUUUAGGAUGCAAGGCCGUCUUACUGCUGGUCUUUCAUCUCUUGCCAACAUACUUUGUAGACACUGCAAUCUACUCUGAUAUAUCAGGAGGUGGUCAUCCUUACCUGACAGGCUUGGCAGUGGCUGGUGGAGCGUACUACCUGGGCCUGGAAGGAGCAAUCAUUGGGCCCAUACUUCUCUGCAUACUUGUGGUUGCUUCCAAUAUCUACAGUGCCAUGCUAGUGAGCCCCACGAAUUCAGUGCCUACACCAAACCAGACCCCUUGGCCUGCUCAGACUCAGCGGACUUUCCGUGAAAUCUCUGAAGAUCUGAAAUCUUCGGUGGAUUGACAUGGUCCCACUGCUGUGAUCUGUCUGGGGAGUUCCACCUUGGCAGUGCGUUCUCUCAGCUGUGGCCUCUGUCCUGUCAGCUGUGCCUGGCAGGCAGGAGCACCCAGAAAAGAAGCAGAAGCCUCCCAGCCUUACAUGCAGAACACUGAACAAGAGAGAACUUGCUUUGAGCUGCCUUGCAUUUUAAAACACAGCUUGAGAGUUCAGAAAUGUGGUUUCCUCAUAGCAUAUGCUAAGAUGGCUUGAAAAGUUUCAGUUCAUGUACCAGUACCAUGGAGUGAAAUUUUCUCACUUUGGUUAUAAGAUGUAUUUAUAAAAUUAUUUUAAGGAUUCUGAAGUACCUGCUAUUAUACAUAUAUAUUCACUGUAAUUUUCUCCUGCUUUAGGAAAUCUGUGAACUUUUCUAAAGUGACAGUCCUCUUUCAAAGAAGAGAGUUUCACUCUGUAGUGUGUGGAUUCUAAGCAGGAAAAGAGAGCCAGAUACCAUCUAGAAUAGCAUAUCCCCUUCUUGGAGAUGAAACAAGUCUUAGCAAUAAAGGCAGGGUGUCUUAUUUGUUCAGCAGUGUCUUGUGAGGAGAGGAGACACAGAGACUGGAGCUCUUCCUCCACUUCCUUUCCCUGAAUCCCUCGUUGCAGUGUUGCCAAAUUUCUAAAACUUGUUUGACCACACUGAACUAACAGACUUACUAAGCUGCUAUGAAUGGUAACAAUAUGAUAGAGUCUAUGCUGUCCAAUUUCCUCUUUGAAUUCUUUUAUAUGAAAAGACUCAGGUCUAGCAGUCCUCUGGUUUGCUGUGUGUAUCCCUGUUUCGUUAUUUGGAACUCUGCCAGUCAGCUACUUAGCAGUGGAAUUUUGUAUUUUCUGUCACUUACCCCAGUGCCUUGCACAUGCCACUCUAGAUGAAUGCUUGCUGAGUUGAGCUGUAACUUUCUGUUUCUCAGCUAUGACAAUAACCAGCCUAGUGCUUUACAAUUUAUGCAGUCCCCUUGUGCAUACCGUUUCACAUCGGCUCUCACAGCUUAGUGUUAUUCACAACAGCAUGACUCUAUGCUGAACUUCAGGAAAGUGACCAUUGCAAAGCCACAAAGUUUAUUAAGAUUAGUCUCAGACCUUUCUAACUUCGUGGACUGCAAACUCUGCUACUGAGCAGUUCUUCUUUUGUCCUAGGCAGGUUUCCCAGGACUGUGAACUAAGUAUUGCUCUCCAUUUGCUGCUACAAGUGAAUACUUGACCUGCAGUUAAUGACAGGGCUAGGACUAGAACCCAUCUCCUAGUGUGAUAUCCUUUCUGUCUGUUUAAUCACCAGGCCCUUUCUGUGCUUCCAAAGGAAUAUGGGAGGGGAACGGGAGGAGUCUUUGUCAAAGACUCUGAUUCUUAAAAAAACUUAGAGUCUUGAUAGGCUUAGUGGCACACACCUUUAAUCCCAGCAUUUGGGAGGCAGAGGCAGGUGGAUCUCUGUGAGAUUGAGGCCAACUUGGUCUACUGAUCGAGUUCCAGGUCAUCUGGUGCUACAGGGAGA
This is a messenger RNA of Nannospalax galili (Upper Galilee mountains blind mole rat), 4195 nucleotides long. RefSeq names its product transmembrane protein 245 (gene Tmem245). The coding region runs from base 31 to 2676 and encodes 881 amino acids. Lineage: Eukaryota; Metazoa; Chordata; Mammalia; Rodentia; Spalacidae. The transcript has 18 exons. The record is from RefSeq and is a predicted model, not a curated record.